AUGGAGAACCGCCGCACAAUCUACACUGCCCUUUUUCAGGAAGGCGUGCUUGUCGCACCGAAGAACUUUGAGAUCAAGCACCCGAACCUUGAUGUGCCAAACCUUGAGGUUGUGAAGUCGAUGCAGUCGCUCAACUCGCGUGGUUACGUCCACACUCAGUUCAACUGGCAGUGGUACUACUACGUGCUCACUCCCGAGGGUCUUGAGUACCUUCGUGAGUACCUGCACCUUCCUUCGGAGAUUGUGCCUGCUACUCACAAGCGUCCCGCUCGUCCCCAGCGCGCCAUGGGUGGUGACCGCGAGGGUUUCCGCGGUGGUCGUGCUGGCGGCGAUCGCGAGUACCGCCGCCGUGACGGUGCUGACAAGAAGGAUGGUGCGCCUUCGGGCGAUUUCCGUCCUAGCUUUGGUCGCCGCGAAUAA
Molecule: messenger RNA, 420 nt
Organism: Malassezia vespertilionis
Lineage: Eukaryota; Fungi; Basidiomycota; Malasseziomycetes; Malasseziales; Malasseziaceae
Exons: 2
Coding region: 1-420 (139 amino acids)
Cellular component (GO): cytosolic small ribosomal subunit
Molecular function (GO): RNA binding; structural constituent of ribosome
Source: RefSeq, a predicted model, not a curated record